Messenger RNA from Durotheca rogersii, 957 nucleotides. RefSeq lists its product as uncharacterized. Lineage: Eukaryota; Fungi; Ascomycota; Sordariomycetes; Xylariales; Xylariaceae. Bases 1 to 957 code for a protein of 318 amino acids. The record is from RefSeq and is a predicted model, not a curated record. The transcript has 5 exons.
AUGGUCAAAGUCGCCGUGGCCGGCGGCUUCUCGCAGGUUGCCCAAGAGGUCGUCGACGCGCUCCUGGCAGCGAAAAAACAUGAAAUAACGGUAUUGAGUCGGAGGGAGGCUUCGACGGAGAACCCCCCGCCGGCGGAGAUACGCUGGCAGGUGGUGGAUUACGGCAGCAAGGAAUCUUUGGCUGCGGCCCUCCGGGGGACUCACACCCUCUUGUCUUUUGUCCAAAUUCUCUCCGACUACAACCACAGGUCCCAGAAGAACCUGAUUGAUGCCGCCAUCGCUGCGGGCGUGAAACGCUUUGCGCCGAGCGAAUAUGGAAGCAAGGGCACCGUCAACAUGCCGUGGUGGCAUGGGAAGGAAAGAGUCAGGGAGUACCUGAAAGAAGUGAACCGGGACGAGGAGGUUCUCAAUUACACCCUCUUCCAGCCCGGCCUGUUUCUGAACUACUUGGCCUACCCCCAGAAGACGGCCAAGCACGUCGAUCCGCUGCAGACCGUCUUCGACUUCGAGAACCGGCGCGCCGUAGUCGUGGAGGGCCACGAGGAUGCCGUCCUGACCCUGACCACGGUUGCCGACCUCGCCGGCGUCGUCGCCCGCGCCGUCGACUACGAGGGCGAGUGGCCCAAGACUGGCGGUAUCCGGGGCAAUAGGGUCACUUUCUCGCAGCUUCUCGAGAUUGGCCGCCGAGUCCGAGGACGUGAUUUCGCCGUCGACUGGGCUAAGAUGGAGGAUCUAGAAGCCGGCAAGCUGGACAUGUCGUGGGGCCUGUCAGCAGUCCAUCAAGCGGUCUCGGCAGACGAGGCGGCGGCUUACCUCAAGGUGGUUUCCAUCGGCAUCCUACUAAGCAGCGUGAAGGGCGCGUGGGACGUGUCGGACGAAUUCAAUCAGCUCUUCCCGGAUUACAAAUUCACCCCGAUCGAAGACUUCCUCGCGAAAGUUUGGGGGGGGCAGCCGUAG